Nicotiana tabacum (common tobacco) is the source of this 888-nucleotide messenger RNA. NCBI's taxonomy places the organism in Eukaryota, Viridiplantae, Streptophyta, Magnoliopsida, Solanales, Solanaceae. The record is from RefSeq and is a predicted model, not a curated record.
AUGGAGGAUAGCUACAAGCCAAUAGUCCAGCCGCAAAGAAGAUUGAAUCCAACAAUACAGGAAGUAGUGAAAAAAGAGAUCGAAAAGUUGUUGGCAACAAGAUAUAAUCAGAUACCAAUUGCACUAGAAGAUCAAGAUAAGACAACCUUCACAUGCCCUCAUGGAAUAUAUGCCUAUAGGAGAAUGUCAUUUGGAACCAAAGUCACUAUUUUUACUGAUCAUGCAGCUUUAAAAUACCUCUUAGCUAAGAAAGAUGCUCGACCUAGAUUAUUAAGAUGGAUUUUACUUCUGCAAAAAUUUGACCUUGAGAUAAAGGACAAAAAAGGGACAGAGAACCAAGUAGCUGACUAUUUGUCUAGAUUAGAAAACCCUCCCCUUGAGUUUAAUGAGAUAAAAGAAGAAUUUCCAGAUGAACAUAUUUUUUCAGUUAACACAAUUGUGACUCGACCACCCUGGUUUGCAGAUAUCGCGAACUACUUGGUUGGAAAAUGGACACCACAAGAUUUCUCUUACCAACAAAGAAAAAAACUUAUAUCUGAUGCAAAGUAUUGUCUCUGGGAUGAACCUUACUUAUUUAAAAAUUAUGUUGAUAAUAUCAUUAGAAGGUGUGUACCUGAAGAAGAGAUGAAUAAAAUUCUAUAUCACUGUCAUGAUGGAGCAAUUGGAGAACAUUAUGCAACAAAUCGAACGACUUUUAAAGUCUUAGAAGCCGAAUUCUUCUGGCCCACACUCUUUAAAGAUACCCGAGCAUAUGUAGCACAAUGUGACAGGUGUCAGAGAACAGGUAAUAUCACCAAGAGAGAUGAGAUUCCAAUGCAAUCAAUACAGGUUAUUGUACAACCAGAACAUCUCAUGAAGGCCUCUACAAAAACAGAGUCACCUAUGUAG